UUUUUGCUCUCGUUCGGGUGUGUGUGUGUGCGUUCCUGAGAAAUCUUUGAAGUAAUUUUUUCACAGUCAUCUUUACAAAAAACCGUGUAAUUAGUAUAUAUAGUGCAAUAACUAACAAGUAAAUAAGUGCCGUUGCAAGUCCCUGUUUUAUGUAAUUUGCCCGCUUUAAACCCAAACACACACAUCCCACCAAAUCCCCAUCACUUAACCCAAUACUAGCUCAUCAAAAUUAUGGUCAGCGUUAAAGUCAACGGAAACCCCCAGCAACAGCAGCACCAGCACCAUCGUUCCGUAACCUCGAACGGCGUCAGCAAUCUCAAGGCCAACAUCAAUAUGGCUUUCCGUGGAAAUCAGAACCGCAACCGCAACUUUGGUGGCGGCGGCGGCGGUGGUGGUGGCAACAACUACGGCGGACCCAUGGGCGCCAACCGAAUGGGCGGCAUGAACAUGUCACCCUGGGAGUCGCAGAAUCCUGGCGGCGGACAGUUUGGCAACAAUAUGCGUCAGGGCGGCGGACAGAUGAACGCCCAAGCCAUCAAUUUGGCCAACAAUCUGCUGAACAACCUGUUCAGGAACCAGAAUCCACCCUCGCUGCUAGACUUGCCGCGCGGCGGCGGUGGCAUGGGAAAUCGUAACCAACGUGGUGGCCCGAUGGUCAGUCGCGGCGGCGGUGCUGGCAAUCGUCUCAAUAAUCGUCGUGGCCAGGGAGGCUUCCAGAAUCGUGGCGCCACUGGUGGUGGCAGUAGUGGUCCCAAGCCCCCGCAAAAGCAGGGCGGCGGCGGUAUUCGCAAGCAAAAUGCUUUUGAUCGUGCCAAGAAACUUUUGGCCAAAAAUGCCAAUCAAAAUAAAAAGAAGGAACCUACUCCUGGCGAAAAGAAAAUCGAGAGCCCGUCCAAGGAUUCGCCGUAUGCCACCGUGCCGAAUGAUAUGUUCUACUGUCAUCUGUGCAAGAAGCACAUGUGGGACGCCAACUCGUUCGAGAAUCACAUCAAGGGACGCACCCAUCUGAUGAUGCGCGAGGGCAUUGAGGAGAGCUACCGCCUGAAGGCAAACAUGAUCCGGCAGGAGGCCAAGAUCGCCGAGCAGCUCAAGUCGAUUGAGUUCGAUCGCCUGAAGCGCAUGGGCAAGAGCAAGCAGCGCCAGCUGGACUACUGCACCAUGUGCGACUUGAACUUCCACGGCCAUAUCUCGACCCAUCGCAAGUCGGAGGGACAUCUUCAGCUGAAGAAGUUCCUGCACCCCAAGUGCAUUGAGUGCAACAAGGAGUUCGCCACACGCAUCGACUUUGACACCCAUCUGCUGUCCGCAGAGCAUCUGAAGAAGGCCGCCGAGAGCAACACCAAGGUGGGUGAGCGCAAGCGCCAGACCUUGCCCAUCAGCACCGAGGAGGAGGAGACGCGCGAUCUGCGUCUGCCCCAGAAGCGCAAGAAGAAGCCCGUGAAGAAGGAGGGUGAGGCUGAGAUCAAGAAGGAGGCUGGUGCCGAGGGAGAGGCAGCCGAGGGCGAAGAGGCCGAAGGUGAGGAGCCCAAGGAGGGCGAGGAAGCCGCUGAUGAGACCAAGGAGGGCGAGGAGCUCAACGAGGGCGAGGAGGAGGAAGAGGUUGCUCUUCCCGUCGACCCCGAGGACUGCAUUGUCGACUUCCUCGACGGCGACGAGAUCCCCAGCGAGGUGGACCUCCGUCUGCCCAAGUACAACUGGCAGCGUGCCGUCGGCGCCGGCCUGAUCUCGAAACUGGAGUGCUUCGAGUGCUCCGUCUGCAGCAAGUUCUUCGACACUGAGGUGACCGCCGAGAUCCACUCUCGCACAGCCACCCAUCACCGCAACUUCCUCAAGUUCAUCAACGAGAAGUCCAGCGACACCAAGAUCGCCCAGAAGCGCGCUGCCGCCGCACUGGAGGAGAACGAGCGCAAGAAGCGCAAGAUCGAGGAGGCUGAGGCCCCAGCCGCCGAAGGCACCGCUGCCGAGGGAGAGACCACCGAGGGAGGUGAGGGUGAGCUGUACGAUCCAUCGGAGGCCACUGGCGAUGAUGAGGACUUCGAGAUGGUCGAGGCAAAUCCCGAGGGCGCCGAGGGAGAGGGUGAAGGUGAUGAAGAGGGUGCCGAGGGCGAAGAUGGUCAAGGCGAGGACAAUGGCGAGGAGGAGAUGGAGGCCCAAGAUGAAGAGGACGCCAAUGCCGAGCAGGAAGCCGAGCCUGAGCCAGCAGCUCCUACCCCAGCUGCAGCUCCGGCCACGGCCACGGCUACGCCAGCCGCCAAGGCAGAGCCCGCCAAGACACCGGCCAAGGCUGCUGCUCCGGCUGCCGCGGCGGCUGCGACUGCUGCUGCCACGCCUGCUUCACCUGCACCAGCAGCAGGCGCCCCAGACGCAUCCCCAUCGCCGGCAAAGAAGGCCACGCCCGCCCGUGCUGCCGCAGGUCCCAAGGCAACGCCGCAGCGUCAGCGCGCUCGUGGCCGCUACAACCGCUACUAGGCGGAAGAGGAUACGUUCGAAUUCGAAACGAGGAUGAAUUCGGAUCGGAUCGAUGAGAGUUAAACAUAAUUUAACAUAAUCUUUAUCUAUAUACAAUUAACCGGAAGGAAGCAGCGCAGACACUCCAUCGCAUGGACCGAUCAACCACCCCAUCAUCGCUCCCCUUCCACAGACACACACACACAUUACACACAACUCUCCCUUUUGACAUUUUCAUGGCAUUUUGCACAAACAAGAAAUGAGAGAAUGAAAAGAAAAGCAAAGAAAAGAAGAAUGAAUGAAUGAGGAAUAACAAAUGAGAGACAACUUUUCCAAUCAUCUCGAGAGAGAUGAAACAAUCGAAGACAUUGUAAUUGAAGACGAACUUCUUGUCGGGGGAGAA
This is a messenger RNA of Drosophila subobscura, 2851 nucleotides long. It is a transcript of the gene Pep, whose product is annotated as zinc finger protein on ecdysone puffs. Lineage: Eukaryota; Metazoa; Arthropoda; Insecta; Diptera; Drosophilidae. The record is from RefSeq and is a predicted model, not a curated record. Gene Ontology annotation, cellular component: nucleus. The coding region runs from base 232 to 2469 and encodes 745 amino acids. Gene Ontology annotation, molecular function: nucleic acid binding; zinc ion binding. The transcript is spliced from 5 exons.